Molecule: messenger RNA, 2169 nt
Organism: Varanus komodoensis (Komodo dragon)
Lineage: Eukaryota; Metazoa; Chordata; Lepidosauria; Squamata; Varanidae
Product: zinc finger protein 420-like
Exons: 5
Coding region: 1-2169 (722 amino acids)
Biological process (GO): regulation of transcription by RNA polymerase II
Molecular function (GO): RNA polymerase II cis-regulatory region sequence-specific DNA binding; DNA-binding transcription factor activity
Source: RefSeq, a predicted model, not a curated record
AUGGAGAGAGUACCCCUGAAGAAACACCUGGGAUGGGGGGUGGUGACAUUUGAAGAUGUGGCCGUGUAUUUCACAGAGGGCCAGGGGGCCCUGCUGGGCCCAGACCAAAGAGCCUUGUACACAGAGGUCAUGGUGGAGAAUUAUGGGAACGUGGCCUCUUUGGGUUUUCCAGUCUCCAAGCCUGAGCUCAUUUCCCAGCUGGAACAAGGAGAAAAGCCGUGGAUGCCAGAUUCUGCGAGCUCGGAUGGGAAGGAAUCCUCCAGGGCCCACUCAGGUGAGUAUAGGCAAAAGGACUCAAGCACCGGGUGCGCUGGAACCCUUGCCCAGAAAUCAAGCACUGUCAAAAAUCGCAAAGGCUACACAGGAGAGAAACCAUAUAAAUGCUUGGAGUGUGGGAAAUGUUUUGAUUGGAAAUCACAACUCAUCACCCACCAGAGAGUCCACACAGGAGAGAAACCGUAUAAAUGUUUAGAGUGUGGGAGGUGCUUUUCUAUUAAAUCAAACCUAAUGAUCCACCAGAGAGUCCACACAAAAGAGAAACCAUAUACAUGCCUGGAGUGUGGGAAACGUUUUGCUCAUCUGUCAUCCCUUGCAAUACACCAAAGAGUCCACACAGGAGAAAAACCUUAUACAUGCUUUGAAUGUGGGAAGUGUUUUGCUCUAAAAUCACAGCUUAUCACUCAUGAGAGAGUCCACACAGGAGAGAAACCAUAUAAAUGCCUGGAGUGUGGCAAGUGUUUUUCUAUUAAAUCAAAUCUAGUGAUCCACCAGAGAAUUCACAGAGAAGAGAAACAGUAUAAAUGCUUUGAAUGUGAGAAGUGUUUUGCUCGGAAAUCUCACCUCAUGACCCACCAGAGAGUCCACACAGGAGAGAAGCCAUAUAAAUGUUUGGAAUGUGGGAAAUGUUUCUCUAUAAAAUCAGAUUUAAUAAGCCACCAGAGAAUCCACACAGGAGAGAAACCUUAUAAAUGCUUGGAAUGUGGGAAGUGUUUUGCUCUGAAAUCUCAUCUCAUGACCCAUCAGAGAGUCCACACAGGAGAAAAGCCAUAUAAAUGCUUGGAGUGUGGGAAGUGUUUCUCUAUUAAAUCAAAUCUAAUGAGCCACCAGAGAAUCCACACAGGAGAGAAACCAUAUACAUGCUUGGAGUGUGGGAAGUGUUUUACUCAAAAAUCAGUUCUUGUGACUCACAAAAGAGUCCACACGGGAGAGAAACCCUAUAAAUGCUUGGAGUGUGGGAAAUUCUUUGCUGAUUCCUCAGCCUUUGCAAAACACCAGAGAGUCCACAAAGGGACAAAGCCACUGAAAUGCUCAGAGUGUGGAAAGUGUUUUCCUCAAAAAUCACACCUCUUGACUCACCAGCGAGUCCACACAGGAGAGAGACCCUAUAAAUGUUUGGAGUGUGGGAAGAGUUUUGCUCAGAAAUCAUCUCUCAAGACUCACCAGACCAUCCACAAAGAAGAAAAACCAUAUAAAUGCUUGGAAUGUGGGAAGUAUUACGCCAAUCGGUCCUCCUUUGCAGUACACCAGAGAGUCCAUACAGGCGAGAAACCAUAUAAAUGCUUGGAAUGUGGGAAAUGUUUUGCUCAGAAAUCAGUACUCCUAAAGCAUCAGAGAGUCCACAUUGGAGAGAAGCUGUAUAAAUGCUUGAAAUGUGACAAGUGCUUUUCCGAUAAAACAGCAUUUGCAGAACACCAGACAGUCCAUGCAGGAGAGAAACCAUAUAAAUGCUUGGAAUGUGGGAAGAGUUUUGCUCAAAAAUCUCCUUUCCUGGGCCAUCAGAGAGUCCAUACAGGAGAGAAACCUUAUAAAUGCCCAGAAUGUGGGAAGUGCUUUGCACAGCAGCCACAUCUAAGGAGGCACAAGAGAGUUCAUACAGGAGAGAAACCUUUUAAAUGUCUGGAAUGUAAUAAAUGUUUUGCUCAGAAAUCAGUUCUCAUAAACCAUGAGAGACUGCACACGGGAGAGAGACCCUAUAAAUGCAUGGAGUGUGGCAAGUGUUUUGCUCAGAAAUCACAUGUCUUGACUCACCAGAGAGUCCACACAAAAGAGAGACCCUAUAAAUGCAUGGAGUGUGAAAAAUCUUUUGCUCAAAAAUCGAGCCUUCUGACACACUGGAAAAGUCAUAUGGAUGAGAAACCUUCUGAAUCCUCCAAGACUUUGCCCAUAUAG